Messenger RNA from Pisolithus orientalis, 1362 nucleotides. Its product is annotated as SHQ1 protein-domain-containing protein. Lineage: Eukaryota; Fungi; Basidiomycota; Agaricomycetes; Boletales; Pisolithaceae. Gene Ontology annotation, cellular component: nucleoplasm; cytoplasm. The coding region runs from base 1 to 1362 and encodes 453 amino acids. The transcript is spliced from 7 exons. Gene Ontology annotation, biological process: box H/ACA snoRNP assembly. The record is from RefSeq and is a predicted model, not a curated record.
AUGAUCACUCCCAAGUUUUCGUGUUCGCAGACCGAUGACUCUCUCAUCACCUCAAUAUACUGCCCUUCAGUCCGUGCCGCCGACGUGGAAAUCAAUGUCGACGAUACUGUGUUGAUUGUCCACAUCAAUCCGUAUUUCCUACGCCUCAACUUCCCUUAUCCUGUGGAAGAGGAUGACAACUCGUCCGCGCAGUACGACCCGAGCUCCGGUUACCUUACAAUUACCCUCACCAAAAGCGUGAAAGGACAACAUUUCCCGGACUUGGAUUUGUUAGCGACUCUCCUUGCACCACGUCCCUCGCGCCCUCACACAAGACCAUCCAUCGAGGUUCUGGAUCCAUCGACAGACGACGCAAUCACAGACAUUUCCAAGCGUGCAGAUGCACUUUCUCUGGACGACGAGUUCGCGCAAGCUGCGAAGAAUGGAUGGCAGCUGCCCCAGGCUCUACCUGACCCUGCAUCAGGAUUCCACACAUCUUCAAAGCGCUACUAUGGCUUUUUGGAUGCGUUUACGGGCUAUUUCGCCCAUGUUAACCAUACGGAGAACGAGAUUAAUGAACUGGGUGAUGAUGCGGAGGCUUGCAAUGCCGAAGAACGGCGGGCUAGGCGAAUAGCCCAUGAAAACGAAAAGUGGAACGAAGAACAUUACAUGGCGGAUUAUACCGAAGAUGAAUACAUCCAAGAGUUGAUCAAUUGGCAUGAUCCAGAUCUGACAAGUACCGCCGAGGUCGUCCUUACAGAAGACGAGAACAUGGCCAUUCUCCGUUUGCCAAGGAAAGAGUACAUAAUGAACACUUUUCAAGAACGCAAUCUAUAUCUAACACUGAAUUACCCUUAUCGGACCACGUUGAACGACCCCACUACGGAGAGCGCGUGGACGAUCUGCAAUCUUAUCGCCGCCUUUUCAGCACUCGAUCCUCCUCCGUAUUCGCCUGGGGAACUUACAGGCGGCGUUGUACUUGACUUUACUGACGCGGAGCUUACAUCGACAUUAGUAUCGACUUACAGACGCUCUCUCGCCUUUCCCCUUUAUCGCUCCUUCCAGCUUGCGGAGCGGUGUCGAACGGAUGUCGCUGCUACUCUUCGCAGGGGAAAGCGAUUGAUAACAAGAUAUCUGCUUAGAGUCAAGGACAUUUUGGAUCAUCACGACGUCUACUAUAUUUAUAGUAAAAUAUGGGUGGAGGAUUUUUGUGUAUGGAUCCAGGGAGGCGCAAGCGACGUUGUCUUGACACGGAUCGGAGAAAAACUGGAUGCGCUGAAAGUACCCAAGUCUGCCGUUGGGUGGGAUCUGGAGGAGCUUGAAGAGGCUACACGACUUGCAGUCAAUAGAGACAGCGACAGCGAUGACGAGUCCAUCGAAUGA